AUGCCUAUUCCCACGCGGUCCGGUUCACUGCGCGAACCCCGUAAACCUCUGCAGACCUCCAACAUAGCACGCCCUCUGAACCCUGCAUCGUCCAACGGCUACCCCAAAUCUUCCCGACCGGCAAAUGAUAUUACUCGUGCUCCCUCCUCUUCCUCGCCGGCCGACGGCAUCGCGAAAGACAAUGGAGGUUCCAACCAAGGCCGAACCCUUCUCCCACAGCGCAGUGGCAACCUCACGCGGGAUAAUGGCAGUGGACUGUCACGUACACGGGUUCAGCCGCCGGAGAACAAGCUGGCGCAGCGAAGAGACAUUUCGCCAACGAGAGAGCCGCAGACGGCCGGAGGAGAGAAACAGGGCCCGGUCACCACAACCACGAAGGCUUCAGUGCCCACUCGUCGCCAAAGUCUGAUACGCCCUAGCACAUCGAGACUAGCAUCGGCCACCAAACCCAAUGUAUCGUCCUUUGGGAAAGGCCCUGUCCCUACAUUUAGGCCACCGUCGCCGCGCAAAGCCCCAUUGCGGUCGCCGACGCAAUCCGCCUAUACUCCAAGGGCUCCCUCUCCCAAAAAGACCGAUAUGCCACCGCCACAACGCCCGGCGCGAUCGGCAUCACUCAGACAGCCCCCAAGGACUGGGCCCGCGCCAUCGGUAGCUGUCCGAGGCCACGCGCGACAUCGCAGCCAGGUGGUACCAUCCAAUGUGAAACCGAUCCAACCAGACCCAACGCCAGGAGCACAAAAGCCCCGAGCGCAAUUUUCAACAUUCCAACAGAACUAUUCACCCAAGAAACCAACCAAACCGCCUACACCUACCCCUGUGGCUGUUCCCGAGCCCGGCAACUUACUGAUCCCUACAUCUUGGCCGGACAUCGCAGCUCUACAGACAGAGCUCCUUCAGCUUAGCUUGUUCCAUUCGAACUCUCUUCAAAGACAUAAUGAUUGGAAAGCCGAAUCCGAGAGUCACUUGCGCAGCAAGUACGAUGGUGUCGCUGGGCAAUACCGCUCCAUGUUAGGAGACGAGAAGAUGCGCCAAUCCCAGCUGAAUGCGCAGGCUUUAAGCAGCUGGCUCCAGAAUUGUCAUGAUCAUCGUGGUCCUCUUGACUUUCCUGGGCAGAUCCAGACCCUCUCCCAGAUCUUACAGGAAAUCUCAGAUCUUGUGACCAGUGGAAUGAGCGGGCGGUAUAGUCACGCCGUCGAGACAUUUGAGCUAUGGUUUGAGCAAGCGAAAUUAGUUCGGCAUGACAGGGAGUACUCGGAGGAUGGUAUUAUGUUUAUUGACCCGCUUGAUCAAGCGUGGAAGGAAGAAAUGCAUGCUCUACAAGCAAAGUUGGAGCUAUGCCAGCGACAACUUCAGAGUCUUGACAUUCUAGGCUUUGGAGAGGUGGAGCGCUUGGAGCAUUCGGCUCUCACUCGAGUCUCCCAAAGCCUUGUUGAAUCCACCCAGCUUAUGAUCUAUGAGAUUAAUGCGAUGCGCACUCUCGAAGCGGAGUUGGUUCGCUCGGAACGAGAGGCAGUCCGCCAGCUCGUCCAGAAGCUGCCUAGCACACGAAACGUGGGCGUACUGCGUGUUGGAAUAUGGAACAGG
Penicillium atrosanguineum is the source of this 1584-nucleotide messenger RNA. RefSeq lists its product as uncharacterized. Lineage: Eukaryota; Fungi; Ascomycota; Eurotiomycetes; Eurotiales; Aspergillaceae. The record is from RefSeq and is a predicted model, not a curated record. The transcript has 2 exons. The annotation marks the transcript as partial.